Messenger RNA from Pyricularia grisea, 721 nucleotides. RefSeq lists its product as uncharacterized. Bases 108 to 578 code for a protein of 156 amino acids. The transcript has 2 exons. The record is from RefSeq and is a predicted model, not a curated record. NCBI's taxonomy places the organism in Eukaryota, Fungi, Ascomycota, Sordariomycetes, Magnaporthales, Pyriculariaceae.
CUUACUACACUACACAGUCCUUAUACCAAAGCUACAACCAAAGAAAAAAAAAGAGGUUUUUAUUGAUUUAAGAUAUCUUAAUAAUUCUCUCACCAAUUCACUUCAAGAUGCGCUUCAACUUCGCCGCCACAGUCGCCCUCUUCGGCGCCGCCAUCGCUGCCCCGGCCCCUCAAGCCAGCUCCACCCCGACCUCCAAGGAGACCGUUGUCAUGGGCAAGUUCAAGGCCUUCCACCAGCUCGUCGAGGGCGUCGUCAACGAGAUCAGCUUCACCAUCACCUCGCACGAAGUCGCCGGUACCUCCUCCUACGCCUGCUCGGCCGUCAACCGCUCCGGGGCCCUCGCAUUCAGCCCGACCGCAUUCACCUGCAACGGCGGCGUGGAGAACAACCAGUACUCGUUCCAGAUCAACGAAGUCGACACCAAAGCCAACACGUACAACUUGACCAUCACUCACCAGACCACUUCCAGCCUCUCGGGUCAAAUCAAGAUCGAUACUACUUGCCGCGCUGAGGGUGUUCGCUCCGAGUACUGCGAGCACCCCGACGACCUCAACGUUGAUCUGCAAGCCUCCGCAUAAUUGGGGGUUGCUGCAGCUCGUGGUGAAGGUGCUUAGUUGAGUGCGAUUUUGGAAGCCUCUGGUCUAGAAUUGGCGGGAACCCUUUUUAUAGCAAGUAGGACUUUAUCGUGAACCUGAGCAGCUUUCACACUCGAAUUCUCGAC